Messenger RNA from Cylicostephanus goldi, 405 nucleotides. Lineage: Eukaryota; Metazoa; Nematoda; Chromadorea; Rhabditida; Strongylidae. The record is from the annotation of a GenBank genome assembly.
AUGUUUCCUCCUAAUUACCUCGAUGCUGUCAAGUUGGCUCUACUAAAUGAGCCCGUAUAUCAUGGAAAACAAACCGUGGAAGCAGUACUGCAAAAACUGCAGAAAGAUGGAGAGUUUUUAUUACAGGACGGUGAUAGUGCUAACACAAUAAUACUGUCUGUAUUCAAAGAAGUUGUGCGUGACUUCUUAAUAACCAUUGAACAGGUUGGAGACAGCCACCGCUUUGUAGUUGGAACACAACGCUUCGAAAGCAUAUCAGAAAUGCUGUCCGAAUUGAAAUCAGUGCGUUCUGGCUCAGAAACGUUGGAACUGGAUACAGCUAUGUGCCGAAAUGACGGUAGAACCACUCUGUUUAUAUUAAUACCUCAAAUAUUCUAUAAACAGUUCGAGAGCUGUGUCCACUGA